Trypanosoma cruzi is the source of this 1242-nucleotide messenger RNA. RefSeq lists its product as uncharacterized. Gene Ontology annotation, molecular function: hydrolase activity. The record is from RefSeq and is a predicted model, not a curated record. NCBI's taxonomy places the organism in Eukaryota, Euglenozoa, Kinetoplastea, Trypanosomatida, Trypanosomatidae. The transcript has a single exon. The coding region runs from base 1 to 1242 and encodes 413 amino acids.
AUGAGGGGGGUAUUGCUGCUGCUACUUUUUGGCGCUGCGGCAUAUUUUGUGGCGUUUUUGCACGUGGAGGCGGUAAACGUCCGCGGCACUGAGCCCCGCCUGGUUGCGUUUGGAGACAUUCAUGGCGAUGUUUUUCGCUGUCGCCAAAUAUUGCAGCUGGCAAAUAUUACGGAUACCGAGGAUCGCUGGAUUGCUGGUUCUUCUAUAGUUGUCCAACUUGGCGACAUCGCUGAUCGCGGGCUCCACCCCCACGAGAUUUACGACCUUUUUGCCUCCUUGGAGCGGCAGGCAAUGAAGGCGGGCGGGGAAUUUAUUUUUCUUGUGGGCAACCAUGAGCUGAUGAAUAUCUUGGGCAUCUUCUACUACGUACACCCUGAUGUUAUGAGUGCCUUUGGAGGAGAAGAGGCGUACGCGGCGGCCUUUGGCCCAGAGGGUCCCUACGGCCUGUACAUUCUUCAGCAUCCUGUGACUGUGGUGCGCGAGGGGGUUGUUUUUGCGCACGCUGGUAUCACGCCGGAGUACGCCGCGAAGGGCGUGGAGGGCAUCAAUGCUGAGCUGAUGAACGGGUUUCGCGGCGAGCGAGACCUUCUUUUGGAAGGUGACGCGAAGGGAGAUGGAGUACACCCGCUCAGUAAUUCCAGCAGUCCUCUGUGGUCUCGGGCCGUUCUUGACGAGGCCAAGCGGGGCAACUGCUCCCUCUUGAUGGAAUCGCUUCGUUUGCUUUCGGAGCACGAACUGGCGUCGGGGCGACCGCCGGUGCGUGUGAUGGUUGGGGGGCACACCGUUCAGGAAGGUGGAGUCAUGGCGGUGGAAUGCAACGGCAGCCUUGUGGGAGCCGAUGUGGGACUGAGUCGGUUUUUUAGUUCCUAUGGCGGGUACGUGGCGUACGUGGAGUUUUUGCUGGACGACAGCGACCCGUCGCGCCGCAUCGCAGUGCCUCAGUACCCGUUUGGUCGAGCCGUGCGGCCUCCCACGUCGCCGCUGCUCAAAGACCCCAUGCGGCCGCCGCGACGCAUGCCUGACAACUGGCAACCAUCGUCUGUACGAGGGAAAGAAGGUGAGGGGAAGUGGCGUCGCGCAGUGAAGAGGAGAACGAAGCGGGGUGACGAUGGAUUGCUUCAUGUUUCAGUCCAGACUCUCUGCUUCUUCAUUUCAGUGCUAGCCUUUUUUUUGGUUUGCGUCGUGCGGCUUCGGCGGAGAAGAGCUGCGAAUGGUCGGCACCGCAGUUGGUGGAAGCUGUGA